GAAUGGUACGGUCACGUUAGUUACGCGUCCAGCAAUGCGUUUUACGUACUACAUUUAAAGCAUAUAUUACGUAAUUUAACGAUACGUAUAAAUAAAUUUCCGUCACUUACGUAGAGUGAAAACAUUGUUGUAUAACAUUUAAAACUUGAAACAAUGUUUUUGGAUAAUACGUAUUAAGAACGCGCAUGCGCUUUACGAAACGUGGUAUCACACAUGCAACAUUAAAUCGGACUGAAACUUCAGUGUUAUAAAGUCUCUUUUCCCCCACGCGGAAAAAUAUAAAGCGGCAUCGGAAACUGUACUCAAUUGAUAGUUGAAUAAAGACGCAUUUACCUUUAUGUUAGAAUGUCAGAAAAGAUAAAGAAUGUUUUCUCCAGAUUGUCAGAUAGCAAGGCGAUUGUGAGAUUCGUAAGGGAAAUCGAGAGACAUCCAUGUUUGUACGAUCAAAAAUCGCUCGAUUACUCGAAUCGAGACUUGAAGAGGAAAACGUGGAUAGAAAUUGCUAAAAAAACUAAUAGUUCCGUUGCGGACUGCAAGGUGAAGUGGACAAAAAUACGGAUAGCUUAUAUCAGAACAUUGAGGCCAAGUUAUCAUAAAGAUUCUCGGAUAGUCAAAAAACCAUACUAUUUAGCCAGGUAUCUGAAAUUUAUCACACCCGGCAAGAGAUUUUGCUCAGAAAGUUGCCACAAUCCUCAAUCUACAUCAGAAAAUACAGAUCCAAUUGAAGAACCAAAUGAAAAAGAAACGAAAGAUGAUGAGCAACGAAACCAUUCAGACGACAAUAUCAGUAGUCUAGAUGAAACCUCUCAACAUGAAGUGUUUCUAGAUGAAGAUAACUGUUUUGAUAAUAGUGAUGAAAUUGAGGAUGAUUAUGAUACGGCCAUAGAUACUAAAGAAGCUAUUAAGAUAGACAUAAAUAAAGCAAAAACAGAAAAAGAACAUACAAAUAGAAACAACUGUAGCACCGGAAAAAUAGAGAAGCGAUCACCUUGUUGUGAAAAUUUAGAAUGUAAUCCAAGGAAAAUGUUUCUUUUCAGCCUUUUGCCUGAUGUCCAAAAUUUAUCGGAACCGCAAAUGAGAAGUUUUAGAAGACAAGUAAUAAAAUUAAUUGAUAACGUAUUGUGCGAAUAAUACUUUUAUUAUUUACUUAAUGAUAAAUACUUUCAUUAAUAAUUGUUUGAUAUUAUUUGUAUAAAAUCAUUGUUAACAUUGUACAAAAGUAGUCGCAACG
Messenger RNA from Pararge aegeria (speckled wood butterfly), 1231 nucleotides. RefSeq lists its product as uncharacterized. Gene Ontology annotation, molecular function: DNA binding. Gene Ontology annotation, biological process: regulation of transcription by RNA polymerase II. Bases 346 to 1131 code for a protein of 261 amino acids. Lineage: Eukaryota; Metazoa; Arthropoda; Insecta; Lepidoptera; Nymphalidae. The transcript has 2 exons. The record is from RefSeq and is a predicted model, not a curated record. Gene Ontology annotation, cellular component: transcription regulator complex; nucleus.